This is a messenger RNA of Selaginella moellendorffii, 1938 nucleotides long. RefSeq names its product DNA polymerase I. The record is from RefSeq and is a predicted model, not a curated record. The transcript is spliced from 10 exons. Gene Ontology annotation, biological process: DNA replication, Okazaki fragment processing. The coding region runs from base 1 to 1119 and encodes 372 amino acids. Gene Ontology annotation, molecular function: DNA binding; protein binding; 5'-flap endonuclease activity. NCBI's taxonomy places the organism in Eukaryota, Viridiplantae, Streptophyta, Lycopodiopsida, Selaginellales, Selaginellaceae.
AUGCAACGUCAGGGAUUGAAACCAGCCAUUGGCAUUGUUGUUGGUGCUCUCAAGAGUGGAAAUGGUGAAAUGGCUCUACAGUUGUUUGCUCCUCUGGGAGACGAAGGGUACAAACCGGAUCGAGUAUCAGUUCUUGGUGCUCUCAAGGCUUGUUCCAGCUUGAUAGAGAAGGAUUCCGGGCAGGCUUUGGAUGGUCAACGGGUGGUAUUCUUAGAGAGGAGCAGGGAGAUUCACAGGAAAGCAGUAAAACUUGGCUUAGACUCGGAUCUCUUCGUCGCGAGCACCUUGAUUGAUCUUUACGCAAAAUGUGGGAGCUUGACAGAGGCUCGUCGAGUUUUCGAAGGAAUGAGCCAUCGUAGUGUGGUGACAUGGAACUGCAUGAUUCUCGGAAGCAUAGCGCAGGUUUUCGAUGGCGAAUUUGGGAAUGACUAUAGGAGAAAAAUUCUUCCUUCUUACAAGGCUGGAAGGAGGAAAUUCAAGCCUCUAGAUCCGAGCUUCAAAUGGACAAGGGGUUUAGAGGCGAGUUUCUCUCGUUUCCAAUGCUUUCUUCGACGUAUGUCCUCGAUCUUUCAUUUCGGACGACGUCGUUACGACACUAGCUCGGCAAGUUACAGACAGGAGUUUGAAAACAGACAGGAGUUUGAAAGCAGUCUUGCAUCCCCGGAUAAAGAUUUCAAGCAGCUCGUUUCGGAAAACGUUGAGCUGCUGAUUCCAUUUGCGGAUCUACGGAGGUGGUCGUUUCACACUGUCAAGGAUUACGUUGAACAACACAAACGCGAGCCUGGGAUUGAAUUGGGACUUCGAUGCUUGCUAGGGGAUGCUGCUGAUGGUGGUCCCGGUGUGCCUGGUUUUGGACGGAAGACAGCUCUGAAACUUAUGAGGAAGCACGGCUCGCUAGAAAAUAUAUUAAGUGCAGCGGCAAUUCGAGCGGUUGGGAAGCCAUACAUACAAGAUGCUCUCAAAGAGCAUUCCGUGUUGCUUGAGAAAAACAUGGAAGUUUUGUCCUUACGCAGAGAUAUUAACGUAGAGCUACCAGUUGAGUGGUGCAGGGAUAAGUCAAACGAUCUUGCUGCAUUGCAGUGGCUGGAGAAAGAACUUGAAAUGCUGCAUCGUGUCUAAAGAGAGAGAUAUUGACGUAGAGCUGGUGCUUGUCGAGGGAUAAGUCAAGCGAUCUUGCUGCAUUCCAAUGGCUGGAGAAGGAACUUGAAACGUUGCAGGUUUUUUAGCAGCGGCAAACUGGUCAGGCUCGAGGUUGGUCCCAUUUGUAUCUUAUGCCACAGAAGAAAACGCAGAAAAAACCAAGAGCUUGAUAGAGAGGAUUCCGGGCAGGCUUUAGAUGGUCGAUGGCUGGAUACAGAGGCAUCGGUGGGAAGUUCUCUCGCUCAAAACGAGGCGCUCAAAGAGCGUGGCCUUGCAAGGCGGACGCGUUGGUGUAUUCUUAAGUUCGUGCCUCAAGUGGAGAGAUGUGGAGCUUGGCUGGAUGGCCUUCAAGUCGGUUCUCAAGCUCGACGACGGAACAGGCUCUGCGUACUCUCUCACGUCCAACAUCUAUGCCCGAGGAAGGCAUGGGGACUCAAGAGAAACGAGCAGAACACAAGCAAGAACAGCGAAGAACAAGGAUAAAGCAAGGAGAGGGGAAGCGGUUUAAAGGAAGGAGAGCGCUUGAACGUGGAUGAUGGUGUGCUUUGGAUCAACGUAGCCAGUGGAAGUUAGGAAAAUGGAAGAACGAGGUAAAAACAUUGACAGCAAAAGAAAUGAUCCUGUGAUCUCCAGGUUUGCGGACACUGGAAACACUCGGUCUCGGUGAUGAGGUUACUUUUUGGCGCAACAAGGACAUCGAUGUUCACUUGGUUGCUAACAAGAGGAUGUUCUCGAGCUCAAAGGGUUGAACACGUAACAAAUAAAAGGGAAAGAGUUGACGGCUUAUAAAUUCCCACA